AUGGAAGUGGCCAACCAAUCCAUUGUGGCAGAAUUUGUCUUGCUCGGCCUGUCAGAUCAGCCAAGGCUGGAGAAAACAUUCUUUGUGCUCAUCCUGCUGAUGUACCUGGUGAUCCUGCUGGGCAACGGGGUCCUCAUCCUGGUGACUGUGUCCGACUCCCACCUACACACACCUAUGUACUUCUUCCUCGGGAACCUCUCCUUCCUGGACAUCUGCUACACAACCUCUUCCAUUCCUCUGGUCCUGGACGGUUUCCUGACUCUCAGGAAAACCAUCUCCUUCUCAGGCUGUGCAGUGCAGAUGUUCCUCUCCUUUGCCAUGGGAGCCACAGAGUGUGUGCUCCUGGGCAUGAUGGCGUUUGAUCGCUACGUGGCCAUCUGCAACCCCCUUAGGUACCCAGUAGUCAUGAGCAAGGCUGCCUAUGUGCCCAUGGCUGCCAGCUCCUGGGUGGCUGGUGGAGCCAACUCCUUGGUGCAGAUCUCUCUUGCAGUACAGUUACCCUUCUGUGGGGAUAACAUCGUUAAUCAUUUCACCUGUGAGAUCCUGGCAGUUCUGAAGUUGGCCUGUGCUGACAUCUCCAUCAAUGUGAUCAGCAUGGGGGUGACCAACAUGAUCUUCCUGGGGGUCCCAGUGCUCUUCAUCUUUGUCUCCUACAUCUUCAUACUCACCACCAUCCUGAGGAUCCCCUCAGCUGAGGGACGGCGAAAGGCCUUCUCCACGUGCUCUGCACAUCUUACUGUAGUGGUGAUUUUCUAUGGGACUAUUCUUUUCAUGUAUGCAAAGCCCAAGUCUAAGGACCCUCUGGGGGCAGACAAACAGGAUGUUUCAGACAAGCUCAUCUCCCUCUUUUAUGGAGUGUUGAUCCCCAUGCUCAACCCCAUCAUCUACAGCCUGAGGAACAAGGACGUGAAGACUGCUGUGAGGAGCCUGGUAAGUCAGAAAUGCUUCACCCAGCAAUAG
Molecule: messenger RNA, 960 nt
Organism: Mandrillus leucophaeus (drill)
Lineage: Eukaryota; Metazoa; Chordata; Mammalia; Primates; Cercopithecidae
Product: olfactory receptor 2S2-like
Exons: 1
Coding region: 1-960 (319 amino acids)
Biological process (GO): G protein-coupled receptor signaling pathway
Cellular component (GO): membrane
Molecular function (GO): olfactory receptor activity; G protein-coupled receptor activity
Source: RefSeq, a predicted model, not a curated record